Molecule: messenger RNA, 882 nt
Organism: Verticillium dahliae VdLs.17
Lineage: Eukaryota; Fungi; Ascomycota; Sordariomycetes; Glomerellales; Plectosphaerellaceae
Product: NAD dependent epimerase/dehydratase family protein
Exons: 2
Coding region: 1-882 (293 amino acids)
Cellular component (GO): mitochondrion
Molecular function (GO): protein-containing complex binding
Source: RefSeq, a predicted model, not a curated record
AUGUCGGCAACAACAGCAAAGCGAUUGGUGGUCUGUGGUGGCAACGGUUUCCUAGGCUCACGGAUCUGCAAGUACGCCGUACAGAGAGGAUGGGACGUCACAAGUGUCAGCCGCUCUGGUGAACCCCGCUGGGACACAGUCACCUCGUCCGCCUCGCCGCCGUCCUGGUCCCACAAGGUGACCUGGGAGCGCGCCGACAUGCUCCAGCCGUCGACCUACGCGCCGCUCCUCAAGGGCGCCGACUAUGUCGUCCACAGCAUGGGCAUCCUCCUCGAGGCCGACUACAAGGGCGCCAUCUCCGGUCGCGAGUCCCCCCUCGCCGGCCUCCAAAAGGCCUUUGCCCCCGUCAAGGACCGCGGCAUCGUGAACCCGCUGCAGCAGGAGCCCGGCAAGGAGAACAUCCGUCCGACCAACCCGGCCGACCAGUUCUCCUACGAGGUCAUGAACCGCGACAGUGCCGUCAUGCUCGCCAAGCAGGCCGCCGCCGAGGACGCGAGCGCCUUCGUCUACGUCUCGGCCGCCGGCGGCGCCCCCGUGCUGCCGGCCCGUUACAUCACCACCAAGCGCGAGGCCGAGAGCAUCAUCGCCUCCGAGUUCCCCCGCAUGCGCGGCGUCUUUAUGCGCCCGCCCUUCCUCUACGACAGCUCGCGCAAGUUCACCCUGCCCAUGGCCGCCGUGACCGGCGCCGGCGCCCUCUUCAACACGGUUACGGGCGGUGUCUUUGGCGGCCUCCUCGGUGCCGGCGGCGCCAAGCCGCUGCCCGUCGAGACGGUGGCCGAGGCCGUCGUCGAGGCUCUCGAUGACGACAAGGUCAGGGGACCCAUUGAGAUUCCGCAAAUCGAGGAGCUGGCCAACAAGUCGUGGAGGAAAAACAUGCUGUGA